This is a messenger RNA of Trypanosoma theileri, 1776 nucleotides long. RefSeq names its product Tectonic-1. The coding region runs from base 1 to 1776 and encodes 591 amino acids. The transcript has a single exon. The record is from RefSeq and is a predicted model, not a curated record. Lineage: Eukaryota; Euglenozoa; Kinetoplastea; Trypanosomatida; Trypanosomatidae.
AUGAUCAAUUUUACGUUUCUCUUCUUAUGGACUCUGGUUAUUUUUAGUACAUUAAUUGCUGCCGAACUUCCACUUUCUUAUCCUGUUGAGUGGAGUUCUGUACCGCAAACCCCACCUGAGAGACGAAACCUUGAGUCACCUUAUCUUGGUAAGUGUAUAUGCGAUGUGACUUGGGGAUCAUGUGAUCCUAAUUGCUGUUGUGAUAUUGAUUGUAGUGAAACCGUGAGGAGUAAGUUUAAGUUCUGUCUUCAAGAGAGUGUUGGUUAUCCUCCUGUAGAAUAUUGUGACGGAGGUGCUGAUAGUAAAAAAAAUAUGCUUCCUAAUCAUCACUAUGUUGACAAAACACCUACUGGAAGUGCAGGAGUAUGUAUUGUUAGGACGAAUAAUGUAGCUGGUUUAACUCCUUUUUUUGCGUUACCAAGUAGUGUUUCUAAACCUACUGAUACUCACUUAAACGAUAAGGUUAAAUCUAAUGGAUUUAAUGGAUAUGUUGUUAAUGGUGGGUUAUUGUUGAUGAAAAAUAUAGAGGUAGCAAGUUCCGUAUACGAGUUCAGAAAUCUAGGAUUAUUGACUAUUCCAUCGGCUAGUCAAAAUGGAUAUUGUAAGUUAAAAGGUAGACGUGUGCGAUUUAUGAAUCCCAUAGACUCUACAGCCUGUGUACUGAAAGGUGGAGAUAUAUGCAAAUUGUUUCCAACUACAUCUUUUACGAAUUUAUAUUUGACAAAUUUUGGUAAUUAUUCAACAACUGCGUUUACACCUAUAGAGGUACAAAUUUUCAAUUAUACAUCUGGUGAAUUACUUAUUACACUUGAUUCAAAUUCUAUCAUACCAGAAGAGUAUCAAAGUAUUAUUAGUGGUGAGAAUUGCAAAAAUGCUGUUGUUCAAAUUCGAAAUAUUUUGGUUUAUAGCUCAAAUGAAUCAGGACUUUUAUUAACCAAUGCAACGACAAGUUUAUAUAUUCGUGAUAUAAAUAUAGAGUAUAUUACUUCUUUACUUUUUCAGACUGAAUUUACUCAAAAAGGUAUUCUUCCUCCGACAAAUUAUUUUCCUGCUACACCAGGGUAUUUUGAUGGAUCACUUAUACGGGCUGGUACACUUGUGACACAAGAGGGUAAGAAAGCUAUAGCAGAAAGAGUUAUUGGAUUUUCCAUUCCUAGUGGAGAUAGAUCAUGUUACCAGAAUAAUUAUCAAACAGUUCGUUUUUUACAUGAUGUAAGGAGUAGUAGUUGUACAAUAUCUUCUACUGAAGAUGAGUUACGUAAAUUAUGUUCAGGAAUAGGAACGGGUACAUUAUUACGUAGUAUUCUUAGUAUAAAUGCGGGAUCUUCUCCAACUUUUGAUGUUGAAACGAAACCAAUUGAUUAUGUUGCCCGUACUAAUGAUGCACUUGUGAAUGAUACAACAGCCUGGAUUAAAAUAGAAGGUCUUGAUUUUGGAGAUAUUUCUCCUGAUAUAUAUAAUUCAGUAGAAAGAGAAUGUAGUAAUAUUUAUAUUGGGAUACAUUACACAUUUGUUCUUUCCCGAAUUGGGGCAGAAAAUAAUCCUCAAGAUGUGAUUGUAGCUGCUUUCGCAGAUCCUAUUGUUGGAAAGUGGAAGAUACGUAAUAAUCAAGAUUUCUCUGGGAAUGCGACUUCUAUUCAACGUUUUCGUUUUGUUGUUUCCUUCACGCGAUUAGAUCCGCGUUCAGAAAAAAAAAUUCAUCAACAAGUUAUUGCUCCACCUAUUUUACCUCGUUUAGAUGAUAACGUUUUUUAUCCAUUUAAGCCACCAAAAUAG